CCUAGGUGUCGCGUGGUGGGGCUGAACCCGAAACUAUAUGGUUGCAAAACGAGCUUCGUAACCACACAGCAAAACGUAAAACAUAAUUUAAGAUUAACGUUUCAUCGUUCUGAUUUGAUCAAAAGGUUACUUGAAAACUUAUUUCACAUAAGAAAUGGCUGAUAUAAACAGUACAUUGCUGGUACGGCAUUUACCAUCCCAGCUCACCAAUGAAGAUAAAGAAAACUUGCUGUUUCAUUUUGGAGCCAUCAGAGUUAAAGUGUUAGAUAAUUCAAUGAAGCAUUGUGCAUUUGCAACAUUUAGUGAUGAAGAAGCUGCCAAAAAUGCUUUAGAAAGACUCCAUCAAUUGGAAGUGUUUGACAAGAAACUUGUUAUAGAAUUUUCCAGAAAAUCCCAGCAGGAACACUUUCCAAAAUUUAUUGAUAAUGAGAGAAAACCACAGAAGGAUGACAAAAGAAAUUCUAAACAAGGAACAAAAGAGAAGACAUUUGAACCAAAACCUCACAUUGAUGAAGGCUAUUUGAAAUGGGGAAUCCAGUACUGUGCAAACCCCCGUCUCAGUUACAUAUACCCACCACCAACUGUAUCGAUUCUUACCAACAUUGCCAAUGCUUUGGCAUCGUGUCCAAAAUUUUAUGUCCAGGUUCUUCAUUUAAUGAACAAAAUGAAUAUUCCUGCACCGUUUGGAAGUGUUACUCAAACUCCACCGAUUCCAAAUGACAGUGGACCCCAAGAGACAGAUAAUUUAAGUAUGGAAGAAAUGGAAGUUUCAACAACUGAAGAAUCUGAGUUAGAAUCAGAUUCUGAAGGCCAAAGACUAACUCAUGCAGUGGAGCCCUCAAGAAAGCGAGUUCUAAAGAAGAGGAAGAAGCUAAAACAAGACUGGAAUGCUUUGAAGCAGAGUAUGACAGAAUCUAUUAAAUUACCCUCAACCCUACCUGCGUAUUCUGCUCGUGAUGUUUUUGACCAGGCAAAUCUACAAUCAAAGAAAAUCUCCAUCAAGUUACCUGACACAGUUGCUGUUGAAGAACCUUCUGGGGACUUAACAACAAAUAUGGAUACAGAGACACUUAAAACAAAUGAACCUACAGACCUGGAACAGAAUUCUUCAGGUUUUGGUAAGAUUGCGCCUUUAGAAAAGCCUAAUUUACCUGUGGAAGAAGAAGAAGAUGAUAAAUUCAAAAACAUUCAGUUUGUAUCAACUGAGAAACUCCGACAAGGAAGGAUAUCAUCGAAAGACAUGAAAGAACUUUCAGUCUUCAAAAAUUAUCAACCUGGUGAACCAUCAAGUCGACUUUAUAUAAAAAAUCUUUCCAGACAUGUCACUGAGGAUGACUUGUGGAAGAUAUUUGGUUUCUACAUCAAUUCCAAAAAUGAAGAUGAAAGGAACAUGUUUUACAUCAGACUCAUGCAAGAAGGACGGAUUCGAGGACAGGCUUUUAUAACGCUUCCAAAUGAAAAAGUAGCCAAAGUAGCUUUGGAAGAUACUAAUGGCUUUGUUCUCUACAACAGACCUAUGGUAGUACAAUUUGCCAGGUCUGCGAAACAGAAAGAAGGGGAGAAAAAAUAGAAACUAUAUUUUCAUUACUUGAAAAUAAUUAAUUGUAAAUAAAACAUCACAUAUUUUCUACUAAUGUA
Messenger RNA from Octopus sinensis (East Asian common octopus), 1638 nucleotides. RefSeq names its product RNA-binding region-containing protein 3. Gene Ontology annotation, biological process: mRNA splicing, via spliceosome. The transcript is spliced from 15 exons. NCBI's taxonomy places the organism in Eukaryota, Metazoa, Mollusca, Cephalopoda, Octopoda, Octopodidae. The record is from RefSeq and is a predicted model, not a curated record. The coding region runs from base 155 to 1570 and encodes 471 amino acids. Gene Ontology annotation, cellular component: U12-type spliceosomal complex. Gene Ontology annotation, molecular function: U12 snRNA binding; protein binding; pre-mRNA intronic binding.